Molecule: messenger RNA, 1035 nt
Organism: Triplophysa rosa
Lineage: Eukaryota; Metazoa; Chordata; Actinopteri; Cypriniformes; Nemacheilidae
Gene: uts2r4
Product: urotensin-2 receptor 4
Exons: 1
Coding region: 1-1035 (344 amino acids)
Biological process (GO): regulation of blood pressure; blood vessel diameter maintenance; neuropeptide signaling pathway
Cellular component (GO): membrane
Molecular function (GO): urotensin II receptor activity
Source: RefSeq, a predicted model, not a curated record
AUGAGUCAAGGAUCUAACAGCAGCGGUGGAGGCGCGGGCGGAGGUGGUGUGGUGUGGGUGACUCCGCUCCUGGGUGCCACUCUGGUGAGCAUGUGUAUUUUGGGCGUGGCGGGUAACCUGUACACCCUGGCAAUAAUGCGCUCAGCCACGUUACGGCGGGCCGGAUCCAUGUACGUCUUCAUUCUCAACCUGGCGACCGCUGACCUGCUCUAUCUGGGCACCAUCCCGUUCGUGGUGUGCACGUACUUCGCCCAUGAUUGGUUUUUUGGGGAAAUGGGCUGCAGGCUGCUCUUGAGUCUGGAUCUUCUCACCAUGCACGCCAGCGUGUUCGUGUUGGUGGUGAUGAGUCUGGAGCGUUACCGUGCCGUCGCCGCCCCUUUCGGAGCACGCCGCUCAACCGCCCGCGAACACUGGCUGAUGGCGUCGGGCAUCUGGGCGGCGGCGUUGGUCCUGACGCUGCCCAUGAUGGUGAUGAUCCGGUUGAAAGAGGGCCGUCCGGCCGGGGCUGGACUGGUCAAACGCAUCUGCUUCCCCACCUGGACCCCCGAGGCCUUUAAAGCCUAUCUCACGGCCCUGUUCUUCACCAGCAUGCUUCUGCCCGGUCUGCUGAUGGUGGGACUGUACGCCUGUCUCGCCCGACACUACUGGGCAGCUCAGAACAGUCUGGCACAGCGAGGGGCGAGCUGGAGUCGAUCUUCGUCCUCGUCAUUGAGGAGACGCAGACUGAAGCGGCUCGUUGUGGGCAUGAUCUUCAGUAUCGUGGUGGCAUACUGGACGUGUUUUCUGCCGUUCUGGGGCUGGCAGAUGGCGAACCUCUUUUCAUCCGAGUCCUUGCGCUCGCUGUCACCUGCCGCUAACAUGUACGUCAACUUCUUCGUCACCUGUCUGACGUACGGCAACAGCUGCGUGAACCCGCUGCUCUACACGCUACUGACACGCAACUACCGUGAUUACCUGAUCCAGAGAUCUCAAUCGUCAGGUGUGAGUCGAGCUGAUCAGGGGUCAGGAAAUGCACUUCAGGAUCAGAUGAGCUGA